UCCAUCAUUCUUGUUAAAUAUUCCAAAUUAUUGAAACAUUUUUAGAUAUAUAAUAACAAAAUGGUCUACCCAGUUCGAUUGAAAAUGUAUUGACCGAACAUUUCCAAAAGUGCUCUAUGGCACUGGAUUGUUUAAAUUUCGCUAAGCGAUCGAUUGUAAGUACGGUGUAAGUGUAGAUUUCCGAGUUGACAUUUUCGUCUAUCAACAAUCUGCAUAAAUUUUGUUUCUUCACAACAAAAUUACAAUGGAUUCUGAAGAUACAGAAAAUGAUGUCAUCGAAAUAGUUCCACUUGACGAAUAUCAGUUCAGUCGGGCAAAACUAAAAUCAUCGUUGGCUUGGAUCCUACAGAAAGCAUACAGAGAAAUCGUUCCGCCUGAAUUUAAAGAUCCUUUCUAUGAAAAUUCAGAUGGCGGAUUCCAGGUGAAGCCACAGCUCAUCAACAGCCUGGUGUCCAGCGAUGUGUACUGUCAGGCGUGCGCCAGCAUGUUCUCCGAGACCUCACAGCAGUGGCAGGGUCACUGUAGCAUCAUCCAGGUGUUGUCUCGGAAAGGUAUCUACGUCAUGGAGAAAGACGAAUCCGCUGUUACUGAGACCAUCCUCAUGCAGACCGCUCCAUUCAGAGUUAACGCCCACCUUGCCCUGAUUGACUCUCUGAUGUUGGCGUACGCUAGUGAGAUCGUGUCCGUGGAGCGAGCAGUUCAUGCUGUCAGACGAAUUACAACAUUUAAUGCAUCCAGUGAGCUUCCGUCUAGCACAGAGGAUGCGAUAGUUUUCUGGUUGAACAAAGUUUGUGUGGCUGCCCAGGCACGGGAGAAGAAAUCACAGCAGAUUGAAAGUGUGAGUCCGUCAGAUGCCAGAACUGUUCCAGUGAUGACAGACAUGCUAAAGGACAUCGGAGACGGAUGUUCUGUGGCUCUUGUCUGCAGUUUCUACUGUCCGCAGUCACUCAACCAACAGGAUAUAUGUCUGAAGAAAGACCUGGGCAUUGCCGACUGUCUGUACAACCUGCGUCUGAUUAAGAUGUUCUGUGAGAAGCACCUGCCCACCAACUUCUUUCACUUCACGUACGAAGACCUGCUGUACUCGCGUGUCGCAGUGCGGGAAAACCUGCUAGCUUUCCUCGCCGAGCUCUUCUUCUGGUUCGAGAUACAGAGACUCACUGAGACCGGCAGUCUCUUGAAUGGACAAGACACUGAAGCAAUACGACCUGGUUCUGGCAAGCCUGGUGUCACAAAACAUCAAGUUCCAAUCAGCAACGCAACCAAACGCAGCUUUCACAAAACCAACGAUUCCAGAUUUCCCAAUACCCCAGAUCUGAACAAAUCAAAUUCCACACCGCAUAUAUCACAAAACCGGCAGGUCUUGCUGCAGAAACGUCAAAAUGGCUCACCUCUAGACAACCGAAUGGAUGGAGAGGCACAGCAAAGAACUGAUACGUCGCAGUAUGCACGACGUGCCCACUCGGUGAGUCCACCACAAGACGGGAACAUCAUCAAACAGUCUGUUCUAGCCUGGCAGGAACAAGAGGAACAUCAACAGAGGCGGAGCAGUGUUCUGACAGGCCCGAGUGAGGCCGGUGAGGCCAGUGUUCUGUUAGCGAACGUCAGCAUCGACUCUGAGCUGUGUCAAAGUUUCGCCGCCGAUGAGCUCAACUUUGCUGAACUCGACACCCCGCGCACGCCACUACCAACGCUGCCGAACAUCCGCCAAACCGACGGCAUGAAACUGGAGAGUGUCACCCCCGGUGACCAGUCUCGGCAGUCGAACCUCAGCGAUCAGAGCGAAAGACUCGAGCCGCUGAUGCCGGCCGUUCUGAAGCCGGCAAAAGAGAAACAUUUAAACCACACAAAGGCGCAGGAAAGGGACGAGAUGCCACGAAAGCGGGUGAUGUCUCCCACGAAGCCGCGAAAAUCCCGCAGUCCGCCCGUCACGGCGUCGCAGCCAUCGGAGGCAUUUUCAUCUCUUCCCCAAGGGGACAUAACUGUGGAAGCGACAGUGUCCCUGAAUGUGAACUCGUCGCAGCUGACCAAUAGCUCAUCCGACGAACCGGUCAUUGUGACUCCGCUGCCCCCUGACCAGUUGACGCCACGGUUAAUUGAGAGUAAAAACACGGAUCAGAAUGAUGUCGGAGGUCGAGGUCAAGGUCAGGGUGAGGAACAGUUCCAGGGUAGAGGCUACGAAGCAUUUUACAUCAAUCCUGAUGUGUCUGUUGAAGUUUCGCUCCCGUCUCUGCCACUGCAGACCAUCGACAAUGAAGUGGCUUCAAGCUACACCAUCGUCGACCAGGUGUACACGUUAGAAAGCGCACGGGCUGCUGGGAUACCUGUGGUGACGAAGAGCAAUGAGACGUCGCCGCUGAGACGCGCGACGUCACGUGACGACAGCAUGACCAGCAGCCGGAGCUCGGGAGAUUUCUCAGACCAUGAGUCGCACAAGAUUCACUACGAUCACAAAACUAGAGAAACGACGGCUGCUGCUGCUAAGAUAUCACCCAGGGCAGUUCUACCUCCUCCUGUGGUGGAGGCGAGAAAACCCACACCUGUGAUAUCCGAAACACCAAAGAUUCUGGAUCCGGCGACCGAGAAGGCUCGGGCUCUGGCGACAAAUUUUGCCAAAAUCAAACACUUUAAAGACACAUAUGGAAAUGUUGAUGGUUCGGGAUUGAUUUACAUGCAGCAAGGGCAGGACCAGCAGGGAAACGGGCAGAUGCCGCUGAAAUCGGCGUUCCUGAGAAAGCAAGCCGAUGCCGGGAAGAAGACAUCGUUUGCGAUGCUGCCAAAUGAAACAACGUGGCCGAUGACGGCAAGGCAGGCAUCACAGGACGCAGGGAACGAAAUUAAUCAGGAUGCGGACCAGCCCCUGACCGCGUUGAGGAUGAGACUGGACGAAAAACGGAAGGAAAUCGAGCGACGGAAACACCGGAUGGAGAUGCAGCAGAACAAGAUGCUGCAGCGACUCGGGAAGGCAGCGUUCAUCCGAGUUGUGUCGCGUCACGGGGACGACGCCAAGGACCGGUCCAGCCCAACACCUGAGUUGUCGUCUUCUUCGGCCGCGGGACUGGAUGAUCGGUUGGGUCAGUUGUCGCUAGACGGCCAGCGGCUGAGAUCGCUGUCGGAAUCGCCCACUCCCCACAAGUCGCGGCCGUUCUCGCGAGAGGGAAUACAAGAGACGAUCGACAACGUAAGGAAGAGAUGGUUCAAGGACGACGACCUUCUGGGCGGAGUGGCCCGACCUGCGGAUAUAAGCGAAAAUGCCGAGGAGAGUGUCGAACCGCCGUUUGUCGGGAAAGAUCCCGCGGCCGUCCGGUCUCAGGUGGAUGUUGUUGCCACCGGCGACGUCCCCCGAGCCUCGUCCACCAGCCCCUACCCUCAGCCAAUGUCGGACAGUGCCGGCAGUCUGCCCACGUCCGAGAACGGGGCGUCAUUUGAAGCUUACGACUCGUCUCUCGAUAAACUGAACCAGAGCCUGUCGGAGCUGCAGGGUGAGAUCUCGCGUCUGUCCUUGCAGCAGGAGCAGAUCCUCAACAUGCAGUCGCCACAAGGAGCAGCGCCGGUCGAUCCGCGGCUUCAUCCAAUUGCUAAGCAACAGCCACCUCUUGCCGGUUACCCAGUCCCUCACCAGAUAGCGCUGCCCCCUGGGGUUCAUAUGGGGCAAGGAGGAGGACGUCAUAGCCCCGUUGUCGUGCAGGGGCAAGGUCACCAGGAUCCAAGACUCCCACCAAAAGUACCAGUGAAUCGAUCGUCGCCAGAGGUGUUCAAGCAGAUGCCUCCAACUUCUCAAACUCUGCCGCAGGCGCGGUUUGCCGACACUUACUCUGUGAAUAAUGUGCCGUCUGCUAACCAACAGCAGACACAGUUUGCUGACACUUACUCUGUGAAUAAUGUGCCAUCUGCUAACCAACAGCAGACGCGGUUUGCCGACACUUACUCUGUGAAUAAUGUGCCGUCUGCUCCAGGAAGUCAUGUGACUGGUGGCCACGAGGGUGCCGAUGGGAUGUCGUGUUCGGGUGAUCAGGGACACCCUGGUGCUCCGAUGGACGUAUCGUCAGAAAACGGAGCUGGGGAUGACGGCGCGAGUUCUCACACGAGUAGUGGGGGUAACGAAGGAUUCUUUGUGUCGUUUGGAGAUGAUUCGAGCACGCCGAAACGUUCCAAACCCGUCUUGAGUAAAGACAGAGUGAAGAAGACGAAUGCCGUUGCUCAGGCGAACAAUUCCAACGUUUCAACUCCACCAGUGGAAAAUCAGUUAGCAACCAUGCGUGGGUCCCCGAUAGACGUACAAGGGACCCCAACCAUCUCUGUGUACAAGUCGCCAAGGGCAACCAAUGACGACUCUCAGAAUUCGUCAGAUGUAGGAUACAUUCUAGAUGUUUCAGAAGCAAGUCCUCAUAAGGUCACUGAACAGGAGAUGCUUUCUAAGAAGGACAAAUUUGUCGAGAAACAGUUGAGACGGAAAGAAGAACAGGAAAGACGUAGACUGGAAAAAGAGAACGAGUUAAUGGAACAGAGAGAAAGACAGAGGUUAAAACAAGAAGACCAGGAGCAGAAGAAAGCGGAGGAGAAAGCCCGCAGGAAGCAGAUCUACGAACAAUACCUUCAGAAGAAACAGCAGAAGGAGGUGAUGGAGAAUGGCGGUGACCGCCCGAUAGAGCCGACUCGGGUAUCGGAGCGAUCGGCCAAGUCAAAAGCACGGCCCAAGUCGAUGUACGUCAGGGCUCCCCCAUCUGACCAGGAAGACGCCAGCUCCGUUAGUUCCCAAGACGACUCGUCAAUGCGAGGACUUGGUAUGAAAUCGCGGACUUUUGGUUCAUCCCCCUCCUCUCACUAUCGUAUUGGUUCGACUCGGGGCAAUAUGAGAAAAGCAGUUUCAUGCCAAAUGCUAACGCAGAAUGGCCAGCCAGGUGGAGCCACCUACAGACGACCACCAUCUCCAGGUGGAGCCACCUACAGACGACCACCAACUCCAGAUUUGUACAGGUUAGGGAGACGCACACCUAGAAAUCUAGAUGGCUCUGAUACUGGUGACUAUUCAGGACCAAAGCUGUUUGUGAAGCCAAGCUCGAAGUCAAACCGUCACAUCAUACUUAACGCCAUUAGUCAUUGUUGUCUCGCCGGCAUUGUCAACACGGACCUCAAGAAUAAGGUUCUAGAGGAGCUGGCUAAGUCUGACGCGAAGCACUUUGUGAUUCUGUUCCGCGACGGCGGUUGUCAAUACCGGUCACUGUACUCGUACGCGCCGGAAACCGAGGACGUCACCAAGAUCUGCGGGGUCGGGCCGAAACAAAUCACAAAAACUAUGAUGCAUAGGUUUUAUAAAUACAACUCUGGAGCUAAAAGCUUUACAGAAGUGACAUCAACCAAGCAUUUAUCUGUUUCUAUUGACGCUGUGGUCCUUCAUAAUUCCUUGUGGAAGACUGGUAAACCCGCACCCACAUCAAAGAAAGUCUACUAGGUUCACAAUCUUCACAUCACCCUCAUCAAACAGAUCUUCUAGGAAUGUAUACGACUGUUUCUAGGAAUGCAUACGAUUGUUUCUAGAAUGUAUACGAUUGGUUCUAGGAAUGUGUACGAUUGUUUCUAGGAAUGUAUACAAUUGUUUCUAGAAAUGCGCACAACUGUUUCUAGGAAUGCGUACGAUUGUUUCUAGGAAUGCAUACGAUUGUUUCUAGAAUGUAUACGAUUGGUUCUAGGAAUGUGUACGAUUGUUUCUAGGAAUGUAUACAAUUGUUUCUAGAAAUGCGCACAACUGUUUCUAGGAAUGCGUACAACUGCUUCUAGUAAUAUUUACGACUUUCUAGGAAUGUAAUAGAUUGUUUCUAGGAAUGUAUAUGACUGUUUCUAGGAAUGUUUACAUCUGUUGAUCUCAUUCAGCCCAUCAUCAUAAGCCGGCAUGCGUGGAGAUACUGAAAUAUUGGCGAUAUUUACUAAAGAUAUUUAUUGUUUUUUAAAAUGAAAACUUGCUGUUUACUAAUUUGAACAGCAACAAAAACUGUUUACCUCUUUGUUCCUGUUCAGAAUUAAAGAAGGAAUUAAGGAGUUUUACAUUAAGAAGAAAAAAACUUACAAUUUUCACUGUAGGUUUUUUUCAGAGUUGAAAUGUAACAAAUGUAUACCUCUUAGAUAUGGGGGGGGGGGGUGUUCCAUUUUUUUUUUUUUUUUGAGAAAAAUAAAGGGCUCAUUUUAAAGAAAAUAUUAUGUUUCUGGGUUGUUAUACAAUAUUUAUAAAACCAAACAAACAAACCAUUUUCAAAAACGAAACUUUCUGGCAAAUGAAGGAAAGUUGCUCAUAAAUAUACUUAACUUCAUUAAAUUAUUAACGAUAGAUACUAGAACAAUUCUCAUUAAAAUAUGUAAAUUUAUUACAAUAGGUGUCUGCUACUAUGUAGAUUGCUCAUUAACAUAUAAUAUGUAAAUUUAUUAUAACAUAUACCUGCUAUUCAGUGAAUGUAAUGUCAUGCCUAUGUUGCCUAAAAUGUAUCGCAGUUGGUAUCCUAAAGGUCAGUGUAUACAAUAUUACAUUAUAUUGGAGGAUGGUACAACACUAGUAGCCUUAAGCCGAAAACAUGUCAAAGCUGGGUCUGGGCCUGGGUCUGGUGAGUGUGGCAAAUACGCCAUGUCUCGUGUACUUUGACGUCGGUGUGUGUAACUGUAACGUGUUACCAGUAUAUAUUGACUGCAACCAUAUGUCUGACGCCAUAUAACCGUAAAUAAAAUGUGUUGAGUGUGUUGUUACAUAAAACAUUUCUUUCUUUCUUUCUAUUUUGACUGCAUUGAUAUCUUUAGAUAAAUUUGCUUCUAUAAACACCAGCAAUAAGUAUGAGAAAUCCACGUUGGUUAAUAUAUAUCUUUCAUUGUUGGUUAUUAAGAAAAAUGAAAGAGUAAGGUUCGAAUAUUGUGCAGCUGCCAGUCUGGCAGUGUGAAAAUAUAGCGCAUGUUCUAUGUCGUCUGUUGUCAGAUCUGUAGUUUGCAGCAGCACGGAUGCGGUGUGUCACAUUCAGUGCAGUGUGUUUUAUUUUUGACUGGUACCAUACUCCCCAGACCCAGACCCAAGACCCCAACCCAGAUUCUGGUGUGUUUCGGGUCUUGGACAGUCGACUGCUUCAUGGACGUAAUUCUCAAAAUUCAGAUCAUCAUGUGACAGCAAUCUAGGAAAGAUAAUAAUAAAAUAAAUACACAAUAAUGAUAAAAUGCUUAAUUUCAGAUCAAUUUUACAACAGCUUUAUGUGAGGGAACUACUGAUUCACAAAAUUCGAGGGCUGUCUACAUUGUUGAGCAUCUUUGGCUGUGUAUAUGUAAACGAGUUUUAUAUAGCAAUGAAUUCCUUUUUUAAUGCUGUAGACUAUGUACAACUUUCUGCCAGAAAAUAAUUUGAGGGUAUAUAAUAAAAACAGGACACAUUAUAACUGCCCCUAUUAAUGUGGUUAUGGGUCUGAAAUAUUUUGAAAUUGGACUGUACAUUUAUAUACUUCGACAUAUUUUAAACAGCAAUUCUCUUACUAUAAUCUAUAUAAAAUUAUAAAAAAUGUAUCCAUUAAUUUCCCAGAUUUUAGGGUAUGUAAUUUUACCAUGCAUACCCGCUGGUUGAAAUUUCUGAAGUUUAAUAUUUGAUAGUCCAUGUAGAUUCCCCUCCCUGUCCCUCUUAUCUCUGUCUGUCUGUCUCUCUGUCUGUCUCUCUGUCUCUCUCUCUCUCUCUCUCUCUCUCUCUCUCUCUCAAAACAGUGUCGAAACAUAACUAUAGACGUCAAAUAGCCAUAGAUUAAAAUGUACUGAGAUGUCAUUAAAUAUUCCUUUCUUUUGAUAGUCAUUUAAUAAAUAGUAUAAACUAACCUUCCUUUCCUCUCCUUCAUCUUUGGUCCAUGUUAUCUUACCGGGUUUCUUCUCUAGGCAAACCCAAACUGUUUUGUUGUUAUGGCAGGGUUACAUCUAGUCUCCACUGACGGUGGUAAGAUUUUUAGAGAUCAACACAACAGUUGUUACGGUUUGACGCGAGCAAUUGCUCCCACUCGCGUGUGCUUGUGCAAAAUGAUUUUUACGUGAGCGAAAAACUGCUCACCUCAUGACACGCUGAUAUCACUCAUUUAUUUUACUCGUAAUUUCUGUGAAUGACUCAGAGAAUUGCUCUUCUACAUACUUUCACGAGAGCUGUUCAUUGCUCACGAAUCGGGAAACAUUUUGUUGAUUUGCGAUAUUUCUAUUCAAUUGAAAAUUGAUUAGCAACUACUGUUUAAUGUUUCAAAAUUGUGUAGCGAUCUCUGAAACUUGCGUAGCGAAUCGCGACACAAUACUGAACAAAAUGUUCCCUGUUCAUCACACGCUGAUAUCGCUCAUUUAUUUUACUAAAAAAUUAUUGUGAAUUUGACACUUGAGAGUAAUUGCUCUCAUACAUAAUUUCAGGAGAGCUUAUUGCUCACCAGUCAUUUUCAAGCCAUCGGAACCGAGUACAGCGUUCUGUAAAAUUUAGACAUGCUAUAAAUAGUUCUAAUAUAUGCAAAAACCACAGAUUCAUUGGUCUCCACAGAUUUGUCAUGUUGUGUUGUAUCAUAUUGAAAAAUCUCAGAAUGUUAUUUUGUAUGUUUUUUGUCUAGCUGAUAUUGGCAUACUAAUUAAUAUAGCAUUGACGUAUUGACAUUCGGAUGUAAUCUUUACUAUGAAAGUCCUCUAUUUGUAAACAGUUUUAGAAAGUGCUAGAACAUGUGUAAUCUCAAUUAAAUGUGCUCUCGUUAUCUGCAAGUUCAUUAGCUUGUUAAUCUUAUAGCAUAUAAUUCUGGAUUUUAGAAAUUAUAUUAAUGGCUUACAACGCUCGCGGCUGAAUUAUACUUCAUGUUAUUGGAACGUGGUUUUUGUUUUGUCUUUAUUACUGAGGAUUUUUUUUUUUUGCAUAUCAUACUGAUUCAUUUGGUCUCUGAGAAUUAAAAAUCUGCGUGACCCAUUUAUCGGUUACGCAGAAAUAAAUCCAUGUAACCCAUUUUCUUAUUGCGUAACCCAUUAUAUCCAUGUAAAUGGUGUGCGAAAUUUUGCGAGUACAAAAAAAAAAAAUGGUUGUGCAAAUUUAAAUUUAUUCGAGCAACGCACAAAAGAAAUGACCGUUCUUGCAAUUUUUAGAGACUUGUAAGUGAUAUAUAAAUUAUUACUGUGUAACUAUGUAAUUAGAUAUUUGUUCUUUCUUAUAAACAGCAGUUUAGUGCUACAUGUAUAUCAUCUUGUUAAAUUUUAUACAGCUGUAAUCAAGGUUUAUUUGUUUAGAACUUCAAGCUAUAUAAUAUUUUUAUAAAAAUAAUUAAAUAAUUAAAACUAUUUAUUUGUUCAUUGUGAGUUGCCACAAUUUUGUUUUUUUUCAAUUGACAGACAUAUUGUUUUUGCUUACAAGUUAAUGUGUGUUAUUCUGUUAUAUAAUUAUAUUUUGACUACAUUAUAAGAAUCUUAUUUAAUUUAAAAAAUGAUUCACUUGUACUUAAAGGAACAGUUUUUAAACAUUAAUGCAUAUUU
This is a messenger RNA of Gigantopelta aegis, 9486 nucleotides long. Its product is annotated as calmodulin-regulated spectrin-associated protein 1-B-like. The coding region runs from base 245 to 5452 and encodes 1735 amino acids. Gene Ontology annotation, cellular component: microtubule minus-end. The transcript is spliced from 21 exons. NCBI's taxonomy places the organism in Eukaryota, Metazoa, Mollusca, Gastropoda, Neomphalida, Peltospiridae. Gene Ontology annotation, molecular function: calmodulin binding; spectrin binding; microtubule minus-end binding. Gene Ontology annotation, biological process: negative regulation of microtubule depolymerization; neuron projection development; cytoplasmic microtubule organization. The record is from RefSeq and is a predicted model, not a curated record.